CGUGAGCAGGCGAUUUAUGUAAACAGUGAUAGAAGCCAAUUUUCAAUGCGGUUCCACGUGUGGCCAGCAACUGAGGCUAUUGUUAUUGACAGCUUCACGCAUAAACCUGUGCCAGGUUAGAAGCAGUUUACUAGUAUAGUGGACCUCUGCGAAUAAUACCAUGUUCUAGAUACUAGCUAGUACAUUGCGACGCAAUUUUUGAAAUGCAUUUUUAAGAUUUCAAGUGGAACAAAACGUACACUCAGGUAAUCAGAAUAUGUAUGUUAGGUAAACAGAAUAUGUAGAGUAUGCGGUAUCAUAAUUUGUACAGAUUACUCAUCAAAACAAGAGCUAGUUCUUUGGCCAGUCGUGGGCAGCAAAGCAUCAGCUCCUGACCAGUUAUCAAGAAACAGAGUUCCGAAAGCUACUUUUUUUUUUUGGAACGAUCUGUUGAUUGCCUAUAAGAGCUACAUAAGACAGGUAAUCCCAUAACCAGUCCAUAUAGUAGUAAAACAAUGCGGUAUCUGGGGGUCAACUAUAGAAGAAAUUUGUGUGUCAUUAAUUAGAGUAACGACAGAGUCUCAUAACAAUUGUAGACUUUCUCUCCGUUACGCUGUUUUGACGCCUGGUUGCAUCGACAAUCUAACGCUCGAAUCAGUACGACAACAGGAAAUCACAGUACGAUGGUUCAAUGUAACUUGAGUAGAAUAGAACAUGAAAAAGCCACUAUUAUUUAAUAAAUAACCUUUUCAUGGUAAAUAAAUGCAUUGGUUCACCUAUUCGAUAAAUUUUAUGGGACUCUGGUUAGGCUGUAUAAUCAACUGUGAUAGGCAACAAACUCUAUAGGAAAUUAGAUAUAAAUACUAUACAGAAAAGGUAUCCCCGCUGCUCAUUUCUGUAGAUCUUCAAAUCUCAAAGACACACUCGCUGCCAGAAGUGUGAGAGAGUUCUGGGAAGUACACGCUUAUAGUGUAUGGCCCUUUCACUAAAGAACUCGAAAAUAGUUUUUACUUGCCUAAUAUUUGUCUCUACGCGAAACUUUACUUUUAACGGUAGAUUCAAUUCCUUCAGCCAGAUAAAAACGAAUGAUUAAUUAACAUUUUUCAGGGGUGUAGAAAAAGCAGAGGGCUUGAAGAUAAGAUCAGGACUGCUGUCUUGUCGAGACCUAAUUUCCUGAGUGAAUCAGACAACAAAGCUUCAUAUUCUUCAUGUCUCCUCCAGUUUUUAUUGUUUUUUUUGUAAAAACUUUUUUUCCUUUGAGUUGUCACUGGACGACAAGUUUCGUAGUCUUAGUGAUCUAACGCGGCUUUGUUUGUCGCAGACGACUGUACCAAUUAACGGCCAUCACAGCAGAGUUGGUAACAAUGACUCAGCCGAGCUAAUUCCCACUUGAGUACAGCACAAGAAUAGAGAAAAAGAUAAAAACUAUUUUAUUAACCCUUAUUGCAGUCUGUAUAUAUAUAUCUGUCUAUCCAGGCAGUCAGGUUAUAUUGAGCCUAAUGAUGUUUAUUUGUACCAUAACCACACGUACUUGAGUUCCGUUGUGUUCAGUUCUUCAUUAAUUCGUGAGUCUUGUUAAGCAUCGACGAUACUAGUGUCGUACAAUUAAUACUGACUGUUGUAGGAACCGGUUACCCUAUUAGACUUUUGCGACUCGUGCGACUUUGCACUCAUAUGUGCCAUAUGUAAUAACAUAGUAGUGUUCAGAGGGAAGCGCACGAGACAAGCGAGAUGUUGUUAGUGUGAGGGUUAUUCAUAUCGUCCGUAGUCUGUUUCCUUUGCUGCGUUUGUUACGGUGACUGCGGCGGUAGUAGCCGUGGUAAUAUGGGUUGUUAGUCCCAAUAGCGGAAAUCGGAAUAGAGAGAGAGCUUCGUGGUAGUGGUGGCACUAACUGACGAACGAAGCCAGCUGCUGGGUUUUGCCUGUGGUGCAGCAACAGCAGCAGCAGCAGCAGCAUCGAUGAGAGUGCUGUUUUAGUGCUAGGUACCGGCUGCAAUGGCAGCAGCAGUGCAAUGAACACCGCGCAUUCGUUAAUAAUACAUACAUACAUACAUACAACCGCCUAAGGGGGGCGAAGGCUGAACGACGAGUCGGAUGGAUAUUUCUAGCAGAGAUUAGAAAAGCAGGCAAGCGACACCCGAUAGGACCAUUGCAUUAGAUAUCGGCGUACCUCUUUCAUUCACUUAUCCAGGGCCUACAAAGGGAACAUGAUUCAAACUUUAGUAGCAAGUAAAUUUACUUAAAGAGAAUGCUUGUGUGGCCAAAGCGAUAAAGGGUUAUGGCAAUCGGGGUGUGCUAAACAAAUGUGCUGAAAGAUCUGCCUGUGUCUGAUUUGGGCUGCAAAGCUGUGACGUGAGCUAAUCGACAGGAUUGCUUAGCAGGAGGAUAUAAUUAUUUGUGUGGUGCAUGUUCAAUGUUUAUCACCCGAACUAAGUAGCUCCGUAAUGUGUGCCUGCUUACUCGUAGGCUUUAAGAGCAAAAAAAGUAGUUUUCCUAGCCAUCUUAUGCUAAAAUGUCGAAGCAAAUGUUUAUGGAAUAUUGCUGUUUUUGCAAAUCUGCUUAUUGUUUUCAUAGAUCUCCCCUUCUUCCUCGAGGAGGGUGGCAUGAAGCGGACUGGGACGGCGUCGAGAACGGACAAAAUAGGGGGCAAGUGGUUGGCACGCCGACCUCCCCAGGCGGUGACAAGAAAAAUCGUGAGAAAUCGACAGAGGGCCGCGCUGGAAAAAGGGCGGCAGGUGCAACGAUGGCUAUUGAACAUUUCAUAGAUCGGUACCGUCAGAAGAAGACGAAUGGAGAGGAGGACCACAACGGGGAAGAUGCGAACAGGGGUGAAGGACACCUUAGCGAAAACAUCCCAGAUAAAACUUGGAAAGUGAUCCUUAGCCUCGAAGAAGAGUGUAAGCUUCUACGUCAGGUUGCCAAUAUUUCGACUCCGCCGGAAGAUGAAGCUAUUCUACUGGAUCCAAAGCUGAAUGCGCUAUUCUCAAUUCAGAAGCGAUUUUCAAAGCUUGAACCUGAAGAACGGGAACCACGGUCGAAACACGCCGUUAAAAAAGCUGAAGAAGUAAAAGACUUCAUCGGGGCCUACCAGGCUUACCAUGAUGACGACGCUGCUCAACUGUUCGCCAUUCUCAACAAGCCACAUGUUAAGGCACUAUUAGAAGCGCACGAUUCUAUUGCUCGUCGGGACUACGAGCCUCCCCUGCCGUCUCCGUCAAUCGAUUUUGAUGAAGAGGUCGUGAAAGUGGUCCAGCUUGUAAAAGGAGCGGAGCCACUCGGAAUUACAGUGAAGUUUGACCCACUCAACGGGGCCGUUAAAGUUCAUCGAGUUUUACACGGCGGCGCGGCCGACCGAAGCGGUUUGAUCCAGCCAGAUGACGAAAUAAUCGAGAUAAAUGGAAUUGAUGUAGAGGGCCGUACCGCUGCCCAGGUCGACGAGGUCUUCGAACUUGUCCGAAAUUCACCCAACUGUAUUGUUAAGUUACUUCCUGCUGGUGGACCACCGCCACUUCGGGCAACGCACGUCAAUCCGUUUCACCUUCGUGCUCUAUUCGAUUACGAUCCCUUUCGAGAUCCACGUAACGAAUGUCCUGAUGCCGGCCUUGCAUUUCGAAAAGGAGACAUACUUCAUGUGAUCGCCCAGGAUGACAUGUACUGGUGGCAAGCCAGAAUUGGAGAUGAAGAGACGGUGCGCGUCGGUCUGAUUCCUACGCCGUUACUUCAAGAGAGACGAUUUGCGGCACAGCGUGAGCUCACUACGUUAAAACGCCGACGAGCAAUAAAGUCACCGAUACUCGGAGCUCGAAAAAUUCGUAAAGUGAAAAAGACUAUGUACAGACUUGAGGACAGCGAUAGUUUCGACCACGAGCAUAUUUCCACCUACGAGGAAGUUUCCUUGUUAAUGUCCUCGCAGAUCAACUUUAUGAGGCCGGUUGUACUCAUCGGACCACCUGGAGUUGGUCGAAAUGAGCUAAAACGAAGGUUGAUAGCAACUAAUCCGAACUUGUUCAGAACUACUGUGCCUCACACAUCUCGGCCGCAACGCAUUUAUGAGGUAAAUGGGCGAGAUUAUCACUUCAUUAGCCGUCAGCGGAUGGAGUGGGAGAUACGAAAAGGCCGUUUUAUGGAACACGGCGAAUUUGCAGGCAACCUUUACGGUACCUCACUGGAUUCGCUUCGUGCCCUCAUGGCUACUGGAUACACAGCUGUGCUUACACCUCAUCUACAUGCGCUCAAACUACUUCGAUCGUCAGAGCUGAAGCCGCAUAUCGUCUUCAUCAAACCGCCUCCGUUUGAAAUCCUUAAGGAAACUCGAUUAAGAACACACGCCCGGUCACCUUUCGAUCCGGACAGAAAUCGCGGUUUUACAGACGACGAAUUACGAAACAUUAUCUUUCUGGCUCAUAAAAUGGAGUAUCUUUACGGGCAGUGGUUUGAUGACGUGAUCGUCAACGAAGACAUUGAACACUCAUUUCUUACCUUGCUUGCCAUCUGGCAUUCAGUUCAGACCCAACCGAAGUGGGUUCCGAUUAGCUGGACCCAACUCAUGUGAGCCACAGCCCAGGCGAACAGAUAAUUCGAACAGCAAACAAACGGUGUCGGUUCAGGAAAAUGAAAGUUCAUUAUGCCCACAUUCACUCAGGGUUUUUAGUUCUCAGCGGCGCUGUAAACAGGUACUAGCAGACGUUUAGUUAGCCAGUUCAAUUAUACCUUCAAAUGUUCAAUAUAUGAAUAGAAAUGUAUGUAUACGUACUACUAGUUAUUAUUAGCUAGUACAAAAAUUGAUAAAUUCACCGUAUCAGUAAUUCCGAAGUAGUACAGAGCUGAACGAAGAGUUUAGCUGAUGUCGAAAGCAAAAUGCUUAACUAGUUCCAAGGUAAUGAUGACAUGACCAUAAAAAGAUUUGACCAAAAUCGGUAUGAAGGUGAAGAAAGGGUAAUAUCUUAAAACAUAUGCGCUAUAUGUAUUUGUUUAGGCAACUUCACACUUUGCAGUCGGCACCCAUAGAGUGUGGACCUUUGUCAACUGUGGAAGUCAUGUUUGCCGUUAGGUGGAUACGUCGACUUUACAUAUAUGAGGCUCAUAGCGUUUUGAUUAGUGACGUGACCAUUCAUAGAAUUCUUCACCCAUGUAAGAUAGACACGUAUGUAAACAAAAAAAAACUAUCUCAACUAGCCAGGUGCAAAAUCGCCAGUGUCUGAUCAUGACUUACGACUGCCCAGGCAAACGCUUUUACCCAAACAUUCUGCUUAGCCGGAGAACAUCAUGUCUUUGAGUGCUCCAUAUUGAUCAUGCUUCAUCAGUUUCAUCAGAGUACUUGGUGCGGUGACCCCUUUUAAAACAUUCAGCACAGUAUCUAUAAAUGUAUCGCAUGUAACUGCCUUCCAUUAAACUUUGAUCAGAUUUGAGGAAGCCAAUGAGUAGCAUGGCGUCGUGGUAUCCCAUGCUAUUCCCUUGGUCCAGUUAGCCAAUUACAAACAACUCAGAAAACGGGGGUUCGACUACCGUAUGGUGCGUGUAUGUACACAAAUGUAUCAAGACAAAAAUGCUCAAGGUUGCGAACUAAUUAGACUAAACCUUGACAGACCGUAAUCAUAACCCAACAGGCGAAGUGUGUUAUCUAAUGCGGAACUCUUUGAAACUUUAGGGAUGAAGCCUUGUUGAUGUUGUAUAUAGUCACCUUGCAAUCAUUACACUGCCACCGACUAACAUAAAAUAGCUCAAAACGUUGAAUCAUUUUGACUAUAUACUUAUAUCACUGCUAGUUUGCAUCGCCUACAUGCAGAACACUAAAUAGUAAAUAGGCCAAAAGCAGAUAUAUCCGUCCCGGGCCUAACGUUAUCAGAUUUAGUUCUAAAUCUUCAACAUGUGGCCGAAAUGAUUAUUGGACUGAGUAGAACAAGGAGAAUUAAGACCGUGACUACUAUCAGGAUAGUAUAAUUAAAUGCCUCGCCAGAAAUAUAUUAUAUAACAAACGAGUUUGUUAUGGAAACAUAUUCUAUGAACGUCCGUUACAAGGAGAUAACAGCCAUUAUGUGGACUCAGGAAUAGACAUUAUAUGAACAAGGGUAUUAAAUGAAAACAACUAUUUAUAGCGCUAUUAUGUUUCAAUCUGUGAAGUUGUGGGCUGCAUCUAUAACCGAAACUCAAGUAUCGAUUCAUGUUAACUGGUAGACCAAUACGAAGGCAUACGUUUAAGAGUUGUCAAAUAUAAGGCAAUGUUUCGAUUCUAAUAAAACUGUCCUCCUGAAUACUAGCCGGUUUCCUUUACUUUAUCAAAAUAGCGAAAAGCUAGCUCAGCCACGCUAAAAACCCAAGUUCGAAAUAGCGAGAAACACGCAGUCUGUCCCCUUACAGACGGAUUUCAAAGCACUUGCACUUUCGACGAAAGCCGUGGUUCGUAAUGCCAGCUUACUACACAUUUCGAUGGCAUCUCUGUUUCUGUGUCUAGAGUGUUUUUUUUGUGCCCUUAAUUCAUCUAAAACAAAACUAUUAUAGCAUAGCUAAAAAAACGUUUCUUGUAAUAUCGGAACCCGAUGUAUCCUCUUUAAGGUUAUUUUUGAAGUUUUCACUAACUAUUACUCUGAGAACAAUUUCAAUUUUAUAUACAUAUAUUAUAUACCUUCUCAAAGGAUUAGGUCACCUAGAGUUUAGUUAUCACAGAUAAGUUUCAUUACGAUUAGAUUACAUGGUCCGGCCAUAGUUAUCGUUUUAAUUUGACUUGACGUUUAACUUACUUAUUUAGUGCGGAAAGUGUCUUGUAAAAAGGUAACUCCUUAAUGAGAGUUAUUCCAUUAAAACAAAAAUAGCUCAUACUUUAUUCGUUCAAUAUUUGUACAAAUGCGCUCCACGAUGUACUGAGUGGAAUGUCGAUAUGCAUGUACAGGUGACCCUCUCAUCUCAUUUGCUGGCAAAUGUAAAAGCUAUGCAGCGCCUAAAGAUGGGAACAACGCCUUGCUUAAUUUCAUUCUCGUUUUCGAGAUGAUUCAAGUGAUGUUUGAUUACAAAACAAUUUUAGUUUAGCUCAUCAUGUCAUGUUUUUGUCAAAGUAACGUACCAAAAGACUAUAAUAACACGCGUAAGGACUCAUUGUGCUUUGGCCUUCCUACAUAUGUGUCCACGUAUUCGCUUGUGUAAAUAUAGUUUAGCAUAUAAUAGUGGUCAAUAAUAAAAAUAAAUAAAACUAUUUCAAAACAUCUUCAUAUACUAUAUAAAUAUAUAAAAUCUAUUUAUAUUGGGUUUUUUCGAUAUUUUUUUUGCACACUUCGCUAGAUAUUCUUUGGACAAAAGAAGUUUGUGUUUAUGUGAAAAUGAAUAUCACAACUACCGCAGGUGGUUAGCUAAUCCCAGUUCCAAUGGAAAAAGUCGACCUGCUCAGAAUUCUGCAGGCGUUCGCUCUGCCUUAGACUCAUCACUUAUUUAUGAUCUAUAAUAUAUAUAACGCUCUCUACGGUAGCCAAGGCAAAAUAUAUUGUAGUUUAGGGGAAUGAUUCGAUCAACAUGAACAGCUAGAUAAUUCGUUUUGUUGAGCUCUGUGCAACAUCGUCGUCAUCCCCUAUAAAAAAAAAA
Varroa destructor (honeybee mite) is the source of this 7548-nucleotide messenger RNA. RefSeq names its product membrane palmitoylated protein 7-like protein metro (gene metro). The record is from RefSeq and is a predicted model, not a curated record. Gene Ontology annotation, molecular function: protein binding. Lineage: Eukaryota; Metazoa; Arthropoda; Arachnida; Mesostigmata; Varroidae.